UGGAAGAAACGUCGCCGCUAUAACAAUUUUGCAUAGUCUGUCGAAAGAUCUCGCAAAGGCAAGAGUAUUGGUUUUGUACACAGCAGAUGUCAGCUUACAGUAAGACGAGUUAAACUAUUCACUUAAUUGAAGAGGUUAUCAAUUCAGCAAUAAAGAAAAUAAAAACCCAGACAUGACAGGAAGGAAGUACAAGCCAUGUGCGACGAUGGUUUUAGACAAGGGUCUUAACUACAUAACAUCCACUCCUGGCAUUUUAAAGAUUUUUGAGUUUAUUUUUCUGCUGGUAUCACUGGCGUGUAUCACAGGAUUUAUGAAGCCUCUAAAUAACAUCAGAGGAACUUGGAAUUUCUUCCUUUUCAGCAUCGCCGUGACUUGGGUUUUGACAAUGGUCUCGUUUCUAUUUUUCACUCUUGGCGGACAUAAAAAGUUUCCUUCCAUGAACUGGGUGCUUGCGAUUGCGAUAAUAUAUUUCAUAUUCACUAUUCUGCUGCUAAUUGCGUCCGGAAUACUCGCUGACAACGCCAGAUCGUAUAAAGUCUCAGGUCUAUGUGACACGUGGAAGGCUGGGAAUAAAGACAUCGAGUGUAACAUCCUUGUUGUCGCUGUGAUUUUCGCCUUCGCUGCUUUCGUGAUGUAUUCUUUGGAUACUUUAUUUCAUUUCUGGUUGAGCAUAGUCGCUGAACCUGAUGCGAGCGAUGAGGAGACUGCUGAAAUAGAACCGAAAGACGAGUCCCAGACAACAAACGGCGCCCUCUAGGAUCCGCCAGGAUCGUCAGUCCACGACGAUAUUUAACAUAAUAAUAUCUGUGUUGUGAACUGAAAUGUUUAAUUGAUCCCAAGCGUUCGACUGUAUAUCAAUGUGAAAAAUUUCUAUUCGGUGUGGGAUGAAGAUAAAAAAUAUUUUGAAAAUACAAAAGCAACUGCUAUUCAAAGAAAAUCCGGCAAAUCAUUUAUGGCGGCAAAAUUAUAUUUGUUCUUUCAUUUGUGUCGUAAAGUUUCUUAAAUGUCUACACCCAUGCACCAAAUAGAGUCUUACAAUAGCUUCAGUUUCAUAUACAUGAAGUAGAACGUUCAGUCAUACAAUGAAUAUUUCUCCUCAUAGCUCGGAAAACCUAAAAAUAUGGGUUUUUAAUCUCCCUUUCCAGGGCUAUAGUUAAUUAGUUUGGCCGACAUGGAAUUAUACGGCAGUAUAAGAUUGCGACAUUGUUUAGAACUUAGAAUUAAUUUUCGAUGCUGUGUGAUUUGUAACUUCGUAUUUACCGAAUGUAAAAAUAUUUUGACUAUGGCAGGUACUCAUUUUUAUUUAGAAGUGUUUUUUAUUUUUAACGGCAAACACUGGCAU
Molecule: messenger RNA, 1342 nt
Organism: Dendronephthya gigantea
Lineage: Eukaryota; Metazoa; Cnidaria; Anthozoa; Malacalcyonacea; Nephtheidae
Exons: 5
Coding region: 173-757 (194 amino acids)
Cellular component (GO): membrane
Source: RefSeq, a predicted model, not a curated record